CACAGUUAUGAGAUUACAGCCAUGAGCCACCAUGCCCGCCCUGUACUGCCAGGUAGUGCUGAGUCCCUGUCCUCAGAAGCCUGGAAUAUUUAUCAAACAAAAACUUUUUUCUCUUUCCUCCUGCCACCCAAGAUGCUAGAAGGGAAGAAGGACAAGGGGAAGAAGGUGGCUCCAGCCACUGCUGUCGCAAAGAAGCAGGAGGCCAGGAAAGUGGUGAAACCCGUGUUGGAGAAAAGGGCUAAGAAUCUUGGUAUUGGACAGCACACCCAACCCAAAAAGGACCUCACUUGCUUUGUCAAAUGGCCCUGCUUUAUCAGGGUGCAGUGGCAAAGAGCCGUCCUCUACACGUGGCUGAAGGUGCUUACUGUGAUGAACCAGUUCACCCAGGCCUUGGACCCCCAAAGAGCUACUCAAUUAUAAAACAUAAGCUGGCACACUAGUACAGACCAGAGACAAAGCAAGAGAAGAAGCAGAGGCUAUUGGCCUGGGCUGAGAAGAAAGCUGCCAGCAAAGGGGACGUCCCCACUAAAAGACCACCUGUCCUUCAAGCAGGAGUUAUCACUGUAGCCACCUUAGUGGAGAACAAGAAGUCUCAGCUGGUGGUGACUGGAUGUGAUGUGGAUCCCAUUGAGCUAGUUGUCUUCUGUCUGCUCCCAGCCUCAGCCUCCUCAUCUGGAAAGUGGAUGAUAGGCCAGGCGUGGUGACUCACGCCUGUAAUCCCAGUACUUUGGGAGGCUGAGGCGGG
Piliocolobus tephrosceles (Ugandan red Colobus) is the source of this 745-nucleotide messenger RNA. Its product is annotated as 60S ribosomal protein L7a-like. The transcript is spliced from 2 exons. NCBI's taxonomy places the organism in Eukaryota, Metazoa, Chordata, Mammalia, Primates, Cercopithecidae. The record is from RefSeq and is a predicted model, not a curated record. Bases 22 to 420 code for a protein of 132 amino acids.